This is a messenger RNA of Hevea brasiliensis (rubber tree), 351 nucleotides long. RefSeq lists its product as uncharacterized. The transcript has a single exon. NCBI's taxonomy places the organism in Eukaryota, Viridiplantae, Streptophyta, Magnoliopsida, Malpighiales, Euphorbiaceae. The record is from RefSeq and is a predicted model, not a curated record. The coding region runs from base 1 to 351 and encodes 116 amino acids.
AUGCAUGAAGGCCAGGAUGUGAGAGAACAUGUCCAUACUAUGAUCUGGCUUAUAGAGCAGCUGGAGGCAUUGGAUUUUUCCAUGGACUUUUCUCUCCAGAUGGAUUUGAUCCUUCAAUCCUUGCUAGGGUCUUUUGGAAGUUUUAUUACAAACUUCCAUAUGACAAAACAAGAAUGCACUUUGGCUAGUCUUCUUAAUAUUCUUGUGAUUGCUCAAGGUAAUAUGCCUGGUAAGAGGGGCAAGGAAGUGGCACUUGUUACUUCUUCUUCAUCUGGUAAGACCAAAAAGAAGAACAACAACAAGAAGAUGCUAUCUUUCGCUCCUAGUCCUUUUGGUAGAAUGGACAUGUAA